This is a messenger RNA of Lucilia cuprina (Australian sheep blowfly), 1324 nucleotides long. RefSeq names its product DCN1-like protein 5 (gene SCCRO4). Bases 314 to 1057 code for a protein of 247 amino acids. Gene Ontology annotation, molecular function: ubiquitin conjugating enzyme binding; cullin family protein binding; ubiquitin-like protein binding. Gene Ontology annotation, biological process: positive regulation of ubiquitin-protein transferase activity; protein neddylation. NCBI's taxonomy places the organism in Eukaryota, Metazoa, Arthropoda, Insecta, Diptera, Calliphoridae. The record is from RefSeq and is a predicted model, not a curated record. Gene Ontology annotation, cellular component: ubiquitin ligase complex. The transcript is spliced from 7 exons.
AACAACACAAAAAAUUUCUUGUUGCCAUUUAAUUAAUAAAAAAUAACUUAAAAAAGGCUGUUUUUUCCUACACUCGUCCUUAUUUAUAGCCAGCCCCCUAGAAGAAGUUUUUCGUCGUAUUUCAAGCAUCCCCCUCCUGUUUGUGUAACCUUUAUCUUAAAUAUAUUUUUUAUAAGAAAUAGUUUUGUGUUUUUUUAAACACUCUUUCAAUGCUUGCAACUUAUUUUUUCUGUGUGUGCCACCACUAGCAGCUGUGUAAAAAGGGACAGAGCCAGCAAGCAAGCUAUCAUAGUGACACAGUCUAUAUAUAGUCAUGCCCCGCGGUAAACGUCGUUCCAAUCACGAUAUGGGUGAAGACGAUCGUCAAACUUCGAAAAGACAACGUAAUACCUAUACGACAGCAACAGCGACAGCACAAAAUACAAGCAGACGUCAUAUAAAAGCCGAAGAUUCUUUCAGUCAUAAAAGAUGUUUAGCAUGGUUUAGAGAAUACACAAAUCCCGAUGAGCCAGAUACACUGGGUCCCGAUGGCAUGGAAAAAUUUUGUGAAGAUAUUGGUGUUGAACCCGAAAAUGUUGUAAUGUUGGUAUUGGCCUAUAAAAUGGGUGCCACACAAAUGGGUUUCUUUAGUCAGUAUGAAUGGUUAAAGGGUUUAACCGAAUUAGAAUGUGAUUCUGCACUUAAAAUGCAAUCAAAAUUGGAUUAUUUAAAAAGUAUAUUAAAUGAUCCAAAUAUAUUUAAAAGUAUAUAUCGUUAUGCAUAUGAUUUUGCUAAGGAUUCCGAUCAACGUAGUAUGGAUAUAAAUACAGCAAAGGCUAUGCUACAGUUAUUACUGGGUAAACAUUGGCCUUUAUAUCCACAAUUUGCACAAUUCCUAGAUCAAUCAAAGUACAAAGUCAUAAACAAGGAUCAGUGGUGUAAUAUAUUGGAAUUUUCACGCACCAUUAAUAAUGAUCUAACAAAUUACGAUAUCGAUGGAGCAUGGCCCGUUAUGUUGGAUGAAUUUGUUGAAUGGUUACGACAGCAACGUCAAUGUACGAGCACAACAUCAAGCUGAAAUUUUUGGUAUAACCCUUAUUACCAUCAUCAUCAAUACCAACCACAACCACCAUACUAAUAUUAGUAGCAGCUUUUUCUCUUUUAAUAUUUAUGAUUUUAAACUUUUACUUUUGGUUUUUCCAAUUCCAUACCAAUUUGUCUUUAAUAUGAGAAAGAAAAAAAGAAAAUAAAAUCCAUUCUAAUGGUUCCAAAUACAUUUAAAUUAACAUUAAUAAUAAAUUCUUGAAAGAAACAAAAAAAAAAAGAAAAAAACAUUAAAACAAAA